CUUCCACCUAAAUGAACAGUCCGGGCGAGUAACUCUUCAGUGUUUACAUUGUGGAUUUUACUGGUUCUAUACAAUUUCAGGAAAUGAAGGUGACUCAGGAAUGGAUCGAGUUGAUUUUAUCCAAAAACAACCGAUGGAGAUCCAUCGCGAAAGUGGUCGGCUUCCAAAUUAUCCCUGGUGUGGCCAAAGGCGAAAACUAUUCCAGCGAUAUGUCCCGGCUCUUGGUGGACGUUCUUCUGGAUUCGGGCCAACGUGAGAGUAUAUCGAUAAUCGUCAAAUCCAUGCCUUCCACCGAGUUCAGGAGGGCCCGACUCACCGAAAUGGGCGUGUUCCUCAGGGAAAUCUACGUGUACCGAGACAUCAUUCCAAACAUGGAAAAGCUGAUGGAAGAAGCUGGUGACAAGAGCGAGACCGUUUGGUGCAAAUGUAUGGACUAUACGCCGUAUGAAACACUCGUAUUAGAAGAUCUGUCGGAACGUGGAUAUAAAUUAGUUGAUCGGUUGAAAGGUCUUGAUUUCGAACACUCAAAGCUGGCCGUCCUCGCCCUGGCCAAGUUCCACGCCAUUUCUGUAGCUCUUCAGGAAAGGGGAUUCAUUCCGUUGAAUAUUUUCGAAAAAGGAGUUUAUGAAAAUGCCAAGGCAGUAGCGGACCAGUUUCAGGAAGACAUGCUCCUCCAGUUUAUUGAACAAUCGAAUAAAUCCUGGGAUGACGAAUGGAAACCGAUAUUGGCAAAAAUUGAACAUAAAAUGCUCAGAAAAAUUGCACGUCUUGUAGAUGAGAGCACUUUGAUGGACGAGUCAACAUUCCGCGUACUUUGUCAUAGUGAUUUCUGGCACAACAAUAUGCUAUUUAAAUAUGACGAGGAGGGAUGUAAGCCAGUAAUUGUAAAAUUUGUUGACUUUCAGCACACAACAUACCAGAUGCCCGCUCGCGACCUGCAGUUCUUUCUGAAUACAUCGACCUCACUGACUGUCAGGGAAUCCUAUCACGAAGAACUGAUUCUGUUGUAUUACAAAGAACUGAUUCAGAAGAUGGCCUUGUUCAAAUGCAAGAGGGAAGCUCCGAGCGAGAAACAGUUCCUUCGUGACGUGCAUCGGUUGGACUUUUAUGGGCUCACGACGACCAUUACGGCCCUUCCUUUAAUGGUCGUUGAAAAGCCUGAAGUGGUGCCGGACUUGGAGGAAUUUUGCAAAACUUCAAAGGAGAACAAAUGUUUCGACAUAGGCUGGGCUUUCAAAAGCAGUGCUUAUCAAGAAAUUAUGAAGAUAGUUAUCAAAAAGGCAAUCGAUAAAGGACUUAUUUGAAUUUAUGUUCAGUACGGUUCUACAAAAUUGUCAAUAUUUUUUUAUUGUUCAUUAAAAAUUAAAAUUAUAAUAAUAAUCACUCGAAAAAAUCUAACGUGCUCUAUUUUCUUUCUUGAUAUAACAUGAAGGUCGGCAUGAAGGACUCAGUAAACUAAAAGGGAUGGUACCAAAGUAGUAUGUAGAUACUUAACUCUUCUUACUUAACUGACAGACAUUUUAGAGUCGAACAAGGAGUUCAACAUUCAGGUCUAAGAAAAAUAAAUGCAGGACUACCCCAAGGGAGCAUACUAGUUUCAAUAUUUUACUUGCUGUAUAACAGCGAUUUUCUGAAAAUGAUCAAUGAUCAAAUGGUAGCCAAGAAUUAUGCUUUUAAUUACAAUUUUAAUAAUUAUGAUUUAAUUAUAUUGUCUUGCUCUUAGGAUUACAUAUUUUAAAUUUACCUUCACAACACUAGGUUAGUGUGUUAAAUUUCGCAUGACUUUGUUGAAUGGUGUGGAACCGACGAACAAGAGCUGCAACAUUUUAUGUUUCCCAACUGAACCUUGAAGAGGACUUGGAACGAAACUGGCGCCCUUAAUCUCCAAGGCGUGCAACCGCACAAUGUCAUCACACAUAAUGCUUAACUGUGAAAUUUGGCUUGUACAAUCUUUUUCUUAACACUGUUGAUUGUAAUAAUUUCUUACUAGACAGUUUGUGAUGUGAGUUGUUUCCAAAUUGAAAAGAUUUUUUUAAACAUGGAAGUUUAUUUAAUUUUUAAUUAGAUGUAGUUAAAAUUAAAUCUUUAAAAAAUUUCAUUCUUACCUUGAGAAUGUUGUGAUGUAUUUUUACCUAGCAUAAUAAAUAAUAACUCGUAUUAGAUGAUAUUAACCAAACAAUAAAUUAGAAAACCCAAAAGGAGGCAAAAAUAUUUUUGAACAAAAUAAAUGGGAUUCGUUUUAGUCUCCUUUUAAACCCUAAAAUAUUAAUUUUCUUAGGAAUAAAAAAUAUAUAUUUUUGGUUGUUUCUUCUCGCCAUUGUAUAGUGUUCCACUUUAAAACAUUCAUAACACCGCUGAUUUUUCAUCCGGUAUUAUAACCAAUGUAAAGCUGUACUUAUUUUCCUUAGACCAAUACUUUGGCUUUAUGUCAUUAUGAGAGAAAAAUAAAGGUGAAACAACUAAAAUCUC
Messenger RNA from Cimex lectularius (bed bug), 2469 nucleotides. RefSeq lists its product as uncharacterized. Lineage: Eukaryota; Metazoa; Arthropoda; Insecta; Hemiptera; Cimicidae. The coding region runs from base 84 to 1304 and encodes 406 amino acids. The record is from RefSeq and is a predicted model, not a curated record. The transcript has 6 exons.